GAUCGAAGCAUCGCGUCGACGAUCAUCCGUCGAGUUAUAGUUUCAAGUUUGGAAUCGUAUCGUCGAAAGUGAUUUUCAAGAUGAUCAAGAACGCGACGAUUUUACUCGCUCUCGCGAUGUGCGCUACAGCCUCGUUCCAGAAAGGAUCCAGCAGUGAGCAACAAGGAGGCAAAGGGUCCCAAGGUACACGACAAGAAGGAUUCGGUGGUUUGCAGCAGAAAGAAUUUGGCAGUCAGGGAGAAUCCCGUUGGCAGCAAGGAGGAACCAGCGGAGCACAGGCAGGAAUUGGUGGAAAACUAGGAGGGUUUGGUGGUCAAAAAGAAUCUCGUUUGCAAGAAGGAGCAAUCGGGGGAGCACAAGCGGGGAUCAGUGAACAGGUGGCAGGAUUCGAUGGAAGGCAAGAAGCAUUCGGCGGAAAACAAGGAGGACACGGUGGGCAGCAGAUCAGACUCGGUGGACAAGAAGUAGCUUUUGGUGGACAACAAGAAGGAUUCGGUGGAAAACUAGGAGGAUUUGGUGGACAAGGAGAAUCUCGUUGGCAACGAGGAUCUAUCGGUGGAGCGCAAGCGGGAAUCACUGAACAGGUGGCAGGAUUUGGUGGAAAACUCGGAGGAAUUGGUGGACAGCAAAUUAGACUCGGUGGACAAGAAGUAGCACUUGCUGGACUGCUAGGAUUCGGUGGUCAGCAAGGAGGAUUUGGAGGACAACAAAAAGUAUUUGGUAUACAAGGAGAAUCUGGUUUCGAUCAAGGAGCAAUCAGGGCAACCCAAGAGGGAAUCACUGAACAAGUUGUAGGAUUUGUUGAUCAGCAAGGAGCAUUUGGUGGAAGGCAAGAAGGAUUCGGCGGACAUCUAGGAUUCGGUGGACACCAGGGACCAUUCGGUGGGCAGCAAGGCUUCAGUGCCCCGCAAAUUGGACUCAUUGGCCAGGAAGUAGCAUUUGGUGGACAACAAGGAUUCGGUGCUCCGCAAAUUAGACUUUUUGGACAGGAAGUAGCAUUUGGUGGACACCAAGGAGCAUUUGGUGGACAGCAAGGAUUCGGUGCCCCGCAAAUUGGAUUCGUUGGACAAGGAGUAGCAUUCGGUGGACAACAAGGAUUCAGUGCCCCGCAAAUUGGACUCGUUGGACGGAACGUAGCGUUUGGUGGACUAAAGGCAUUCGGUGGGCCGACAGGAUAUGGUUGGCAGCAAAGAGGACUCGGCGAACAGCGAGGAGGAUUCGGCGGACAGAACGGCAGAUAUAUAUACUAGAAUCGUUAAUACGACGGUCGAUGGCGUAGAUUAGAUAACAGCAAAUGGUGCUCACUGUCUGAUUAGCACGUAUGCGACGACCAACCUUCGACAUUCAUUACUGUAUACACGUCCUUUUUCUCCACGCAUAAAAUGGACUCGCAGAGAACAAGGGAACUCAAAUAAGACGUAAUCAUGGAUUUAUCAUAAUACACUUAGUGCCUAGCCGUUUCAUCGUCCAGCUUCGCUCUCCGGAUCGAAGAGGACAGCUUCAAAUACUUUCACGGGUUUUUCUUUCGACAUUCUAGAAUCAUCACUCACAGUUUUCCUUUCACGUUUCUCAUCCUAAACUAUUAACAUUAGUGCAUUACAAUCUUUAUAAUUCGUUCCAUUUUUAGUUACGAUUUUAACAUUAAAUUUUUUACCACUUUAAAAACUUA
Neodiprion fabricii is the source of this 1669-nucleotide messenger RNA. Its product is annotated as spidroin-1-like. NCBI's taxonomy places the organism in Eukaryota, Metazoa, Arthropoda, Insecta, Hymenoptera, Diprionidae. The transcript is spliced from 2 exons. The record is from RefSeq and is a predicted model, not a curated record. Bases 81 to 1250 code for a protein of 389 amino acids.